Centruroides sculpturatus (bark scorpion) is the source of this 1342-nucleotide messenger RNA. Its product is annotated as ester hydrolase C11orf54 homolog. The record is from RefSeq and is a predicted model, not a curated record. Gene Ontology annotation, cellular component: nucleus. Gene Ontology annotation, molecular function: zinc ion binding; hydrolase activity, acting on ester bonds. Lineage: Eukaryota; Metazoa; Arthropoda; Arachnida; Scorpiones; Buthidae. Bases 256 to 1182 code for a protein of 308 amino acids. The transcript is spliced from 9 exons.
UUAUAUAUGUAUAUAUAAAAUAAUUAAUUGUAUUAAAAUAAAUUAUUUGCAUAAAUUGCACUAUAAUUUUUCUAAAUUUGUUAAAAAUAUAAUUGCACAGAUGAGUAGAUGGUAAUUUUUUUACCAAUCACGUGUGUAACAUGCAAGGUCAUAUGUCGAUAAUGAUAUCACAAUUAUCUUUCGUUAAGUUAGAUAAAUCCCUCGUUUUAUAAUUUUUAAUCAACUAAGAACAUAUUUUAGUUUUAAAAUUAUAAAAUGGCAUCUGUACGAAGAGAGAUUCUUCAUGUUCCUCCUUUACAAGAAAUUUGUCAAGUUCUGCAAAAUGGUUUACGAAAUCAUUUUGAAGAAGUAGAAGUUACAUCGACCAGAUGUCCCAAUUUGCAAAAGAAACCAUUCUUGUUAGCUGCAGAAGGAUUAUCUGGAAGUCCCCGUUUAGCUGAUGUUGGUGGUGUUCCCAAUCUAAUUCCGUUAGUUCAAAAAGAUAAAGUCUACAAUUUUCCUGAAGUAGCAAAACAGAUAGAUCUUCCAGAUGCCUUUAUUAUUGGGGCUGGAGCAGGACCUUGCCAUUACAUAGGUGUUAAUUCUGAGCUUAUGCCAAAUAUCAAGAAUGGUAAAAGUGUCAUCAAUAAGACUCAUUUUGCAAAAGUUGCCGAAGACGGUUCUUGCGACUUACAAUUGAUUAAGGAUAAUACAGAGUUUUGUUUAAUGGGAAAUUUGUUUGCAAGUGAAGGAAAGCCUGGUGAGGUUCUUAAGAUUUUUGCAAGAAAACGAAUAGGUUCUGAUAAUUUUGUUACAGCCAUGAGAAAAAUUUUAGCAAAUCACUAUAAGGAAAAGUCUGUUGGAAUGGGUGGCGUUUUCCUUAUAAAUAAAGGAAAAGCUAAACUGCAUGUUAUGCCUGAUUUUUCUACCAAACCAUUGAACACUGAUGAAGAUGUAGAUAAUUGGUUAAAAUUUUACAACAUGAAUGCACCUUUAAUAUGCUUGAGUACUUUUAUAUCUUUUGACCCUGGCUUAGAUCUUCGAGUGGAACACACGCAUUGUUUCAGCGAGCAUGGAGAGGGUGGUCAUUAUCAUACCGACACCACUCCAGAAGAAGCGGAGUAUCUUGCUUAUUAUAAUAUUGCAGAAUAUAUCUAUCGCAUCGAUCCACCCAGUCAGACGCACAGUGUGGGUCGGAAUUAAUUGCCCAAUUUCUUUGCCAUGAUAUUCAAAUAUAAUUUUUCUUUAUGAAUAAAGUUGUUUACCUGAUAUCCUGGAUAGUUAAACAAAGGAAUUAAUUAGAGAUUAAGAUUUCUAUUAUAAAUGAAAUCUUAUUUUAUAUAUAUAUAUAUAUUAUAACAUU